AAAAAACAAACUUCAAAAAGUAAACAGAAGCACAAAAGUUCUCGUCCAAAGUUCCCGUUUUUUAGACUAAAAGCGAGUGGCGCCGGGAACACCUACACCAUGCUGCUGGACGUCGAUGGAAUGCAGGUUUUCUUCCCCUACGACUUCAUCUACCCGGAGCAGUAUUCAUACAUGUUAGACCUAAAGAGGAGUCUCGAUGCUAAGGGCCAUUGCAUACUGGAGAUGCCUUCGGGGACAGGCAAGACCAUUACACUGCUGUCGCUCAUUGUGUCCUACCUCCGAGCUUUUCCACAGAAUCUCACAAAGCUCAUCUACUGCUCCCGAACCAUUCCCGAGCUGGAAAAGGUAAUUGCAGAGUUGAAGAAGCUUAAGAACUACAUUGAGGAGGAGACUGGAGAGCCUGCAAACAUUACUGGCCUUGCAUUAGCCUCCAGAAAGCAUCUGUGUGUGAAUCCUGAGGUCAGCAAGGCAAGGGAAGGAAAGAUUGUUGACAAUGGAUGCUAUGCAUUGACAGCCUCAUAUGUAAGAUCCAGGGCCCAGAGAGACGACACAGUGCCACAAUGUGACUACUUUGAACAGUUUGAUCUCCAUGGCAAGGAAUUUCCCUUGCCAGCCGGCACAUACAACCUUGAUGAUCUGCGGGAGUUUGGCAGACAGAAGGGAUGGUGCCCAUACUUCUUGGCCAGGCAUGCAAUAGUACAAGCAACUAUUGUAGUCUACAGCUACCAUUACAUGCUGGAUCCGAAGAUUUCAGAAAUAGUAUCAAAAGAGAUGAAGAGCGAAGCUUGCGUCGUUUUUGAUGAGGCUCACAACAUUGACAAUAUUUGCGUCGACUCCAUGAGUAUAAAUAUUAAUAGAAGAGUACUGGAUAAGGCCAAAACCAGUCUUAAUAGUUUACAUGAGCAUAUAUCAAGGAUAAAGGAGUCUGACAGCAACAGACUAAGAGAAGAAUACAGUCGCCUCGUGGAAGGGCUGCGGCGGGCUUCUAACCAGGAGCAUAUCAUAGCCAAUCCCAUUCUGCCAAAAGAUUUAUUAGAAGAAAAUGUCCCUGGGAACAUCAGGACAGCUGAUUACUUUGUCUCGUUCAUGCGGCGCUUGAUUGACUUCCUGAAAAUGAGGCUGGCUGUCACACACGCGGUUCAGGAGUCGCCAGCUGGUAUCCUGAAAGACCUGAAGAACAGAGCCUUCAUUGAUCGAAAACCCCUGAGGUUUUGCUCUGAACGCCUCUCCUCCAUUGUGAGAACGUUGGAGUUGACUGAUAUAUCGGACAUCUCCCCCCUCGUGGCCGUUGCUCACUUUGCCACCCUUGUCUCCACAUACUUACAGGGUUUUGUCGUAAUUAUUGAACCCUUCGAGGACAAGGCUCCAAAUAUUCCCAAUCCAAUAUUGUACUUGAGGUGUUUGGAUUCAUCGCUUGCAAUCAAACCAGUCUUCACAAAGUUCCAGACAGUUGUCAUUACCUCUGGAACUCUUUCACCCUUGGACAUGUAUCCUAAGAUCUUGGACUUCCACCCUGUGGUCCAGAACUCCUUUACAAUGACACUUGCUAGACCUUGUAUCCUUCCAAUGAUUGUGACUAAGGGUAAUGACCAAGUGUCCAUCUCGUCCAAGUUUGAGUCUAGAGAAGAUCCAGCUGUCGUCAGAAAUUAUGGGAAGCUUUUAGUAGAAAUGGGGACAAUUGUACCUGAUGGAAUGGUGUGUUUCUUCACCUCUUAUCUGUACCUGGAGAGUGUGGUGGCCACGUGGUAUGACCAUGGUAUCAUCAGUGACCUUCAGAGGCACAAGCUUGUUUUCAUCGAGACCCAAGAUGAUGCUGAGACAUCUCUGGCUCUUCUGAAUUAUAUGAAGGCAUGUGACAAGGGACGAGGAGCAAUCCUGCUGGCUGUGGCAAGAGGCAAAGUGUCGGAAGGGAUCGAUUUUGACCACCACUACGGCCGCUGUGUCAUCAUGAUGGGAAUUCCGUUUAUGUACACCCAGAGCAGGAUUCUGAAGGCCAGAUUAGAAUACCUGCGUGACCAGUUUAAUAUUCGUGAAAAUGACUUCCUGACCUUCGAUGCCAUGCGUCAUGCAGCUCAGUGUGUGGGUCGGGUCAUGCGUGGAAAGACCGACUACGGAAUCAUGUUGUUUGCAGACAAGCGUUUCUCCAGGGCAGACAAGAAGAGCAAAUUGCCUCGUUGGAUUCAAGAGUAUUUAGUUGACAGCAAGUGCAAUUUGUCAACAGAGGAAGCUGUUCAGGUGACAAGACCAUGGCUGCGUCAGAUGGCCCAGCCCUUCACAAGAGACGACCAGCUGGGAGUGUCGCUGCUAACCCUCGAACAGCUGAACUCUGCCUCCAACAUUGAGAAAGUACAAAAGAGAGCUCAGCAAUCUUUUUAACAGGAGGAGGUCACGAAGGCUACUGUGUCUAUUGUUCUGUUGCGGAAUACUUAUUUUCUGGAACAGCAUUGGUGGGGCAGCGAUGGGGGUGAGGGUAAGGGGGAUAGAGGCAAGGGUGUUGGAACAGCCGGAGCCAGUGUUUGUAAGGGGGGAGGUAGGGAGCGAAUGAAAGCAAGAGGAGGAGGAGGAGGAGGAGAGGGUGGGAUGGAAUAGUGUAGAUGAGGGAUUGUGCAUAUAAUGCCAUUAUUUAUCGCUUAUAUAUUUUUUAUCAUGAUUUGAUCAAACUCUGUAUAUUUUUUUUUCUCUUUCUCUUCAAUAUUCCACAUCUUUGCUGGAAAUACCAUAAUUUAUUUUUUGUAUUAUUGUUAUUAUUAUUUUUUCUUUGUUCUUUUUCUUUGUUCAUUCUAUUUAUACAAAGAAAUGUGGCAGUACAAGCUGGAAAAAAAUAUCUAUAGUAUUUAUGUGACUGAUAUCAAGUAUCAGUUUGACUUUAUUUUAUUACAUUUCACAUCAUUUGUAAGAAGAAUUGCAGAUCUGAAUGUCACUUCCAGUUAAGAAAAUUGCAUCAGAAAUGUUUGUGAUCAUGUAACACUCUCUCCCUCUCCCUCUCCCUCUCCCUCUCCCUCUCCCUCUCCCUGUUAUGCACACUUUACUUUGUCAAUUGCAGACAUAGGGGACCUUCAGCAAGCAUAAGUAGCAAAAAACCUGGUAUUUGUAUUUUUGUUGAAGGUACAGUACGUGUCAGUAGUUAUUGUUAAUUUUUGUGUAUGUUUCUAGAAUACUCAUGGCAUUGCUGAGUCAUGCUUGAAUUUGUUUUCCUUGGGAUAGGACGAAGGAAAAACAAUAACUUAAGAGCAGAAUAUAAUAUCAGUUUUAGUAAAUUACAUAGAUACUUUAAUACCACCAUAGCCGUUCAGUGUUAGAGUUGGUUUUACUCAAAAAAUUAUACUCUAAUAAUUGUUUUUCUUUUCUUUCCCUUUUCUUGUAUUUUCUUAAGGAAAAUGGCAAAUUUUUUUCUCUCUCUUUUCUGCCUUCAUGUCCCAUUCGGAAAUGAACAAAAACCAGAAGAGUUUUUGUAUAGAAAUGAAGAUAUACUGUAAAGCCGGCUCAAUAAAACUUAUUUAAAACAAAUAAAGUAAAACUAGGGAAUGUAGUUUUUGCCUACAAUCUCUCCUAAUUUGUGGAAAUCAUAAAUAAAAAAAAAUGAUUAUGUAACAUUCCUAGAAAUAUGUUGUACAUAUAAAAUAAGAUUUUUAUCUAUGUUGUAAACAAAGAAAUUCAUUGUAUUAAAGUUGGUUUUCCAUGGUGA
Penaeus chinensis is the source of this 3685-nucleotide messenger RNA. RefSeq names its product general transcription and DNA repair factor IIH helicase subunit XPD-like (gene Xpd). Lineage: Eukaryota; Metazoa; Arthropoda; Malacostraca; Decapoda; Penaeidae. Gene Ontology annotation, molecular function: ATP binding; damaged DNA binding; DNA helicase activity. The transcript has 17 exons. The record is from RefSeq and is a predicted model, not a curated record. Gene Ontology annotation, biological process: nucleotide-excision repair; transcription by RNA polymerase II; positive regulation of mitotic recombination. Bases 100 to 2376 code for a protein of 758 amino acids. Gene Ontology annotation, cellular component: nucleus.